This is a messenger RNA of Drosophila innubila, 767 nucleotides long. RefSeq lists its product as uncharacterized. Gene Ontology annotation, cellular component: nucleus. Bases 120 to 746 code for a protein of 208 amino acids. Gene Ontology annotation, molecular function: zinc ion binding. The transcript is spliced from 2 exons. Lineage: Eukaryota; Metazoa; Arthropoda; Insecta; Diptera; Drosophilidae. The record is from RefSeq and is a predicted model, not a curated record.
GUAUUUUACUUACGAUUUUCGUAUUUUUUAAAAUCAACAAAAUGAAAUGCCGCAAAUGUUGAAGACAACAUUACAUGUUAUUUAAUAAAAUUGUGUUGUUGUACACGUAUACAUAAGACAUGGAGAUAUUUGAAAAUAUCUGCCGCACUUGCGGCAACGAUUGCUUGGACGCAAUAAAUAUUUUCGUGGACAGCGUCGUUGUGCUGGAUAAGAAUGUACCAAUAUCAGAAGUAUUAGCGGGAUGUCUGCCAGCUUGCGGGUCUCUGCCACCUCUACAGCGGGGCGAUGACUAUCCACAGCAGAUUUGUCGUGUGUGCAUUAAAAAACUAAUUAUGAUCUACGAAUUCAACAACAAAUGGUUGACAGCCAACAACGAAUUUGGCGUCGCUUUAAAAUUUGAACAACGUAGAAAUCGAUCGCGUGUCUCGCAGCCAACGACGGAGCAGAAUUCCAUUAAGUUCACAGUCAAGACUUUAGAUGCCAACGACCAGGUCAUUGAGACAGAUGAUGAUGAUAUUAAGGCGACCAAUAUUGUCUUCAAGAACGAGCCCAAUGAAUUUGUCGAGAUGGAGAUGAUUAGCGAAAAGGAGCUAAGCACAAAGACCAAUUUAGGAGUAGCAUCGACUUCUAUUAAUUAUCAGUGCGCCUUGUGCGAGGAACAAUAUCAUACGCUUGCUGCCUAUCAGAAGCAUCACAAAUUCAGUCAUCGUAAUUGUCAAUUCAUAUACUAUACUCCAGGACAAUAAACCUCACUCACUAGAAUUAAA